AGAACUGGACAGUGUUUUCUCGUGUCAUCGUGUGUAUCUUGCUCGCCGUUGGAACGAAAACAACAUUCGUCGUCCACUGUUGUCUCUUUCAUCCAUUCAUCGGAAAAUCUGUGACUGUGUUUUGAAUUCUUUUUAGCCAUUUCCAUGGCCUCUUCUCUCUUGUCACCAUUCUCUGCACCCUUUAUCGAUGAUUCUGCACACUCUUUCCUCCAUGGAACGAAGCUUUUUCUGAUUCCUAACCCCAGGACCAAAUUGGCACCGCGUUGCUUCAAGUCUCCUUCUGCCAAGUCCUCCUUCGACCAUAUCCCGAAGCAGUUCAGGCAGCAAAAUCUCAAGGAUGGCUUGAUGGACAACUACAAGAAUGCACCUCAAUAUCUAUAUGGCCUUACUCCUUCCCAAAUGGACAUGUUCAUGACUGAAGAUAAUCCUAUCCGCCAGCAGUCUGAAAGAGUAACAGAGGAAAGCAUCUCAUCUGCCCAGAAUUAUUUGGAUCAUGGUGGGAUGUGGAGUCUAUCUACCAUGGCCAAUAAUGGCCCUUCAAAAUAUAGCAUGAGUGUUAGUAUGUAUCGAGGAGGAGGUAGGGGAGCUGGAAGGCCUAGAACUGCUCCUCCAGAUCUGCCUUCUUUGCUCUUGGAUGCUCGAAUAUGCUAUCUGGGUAUGCCGAUUGUACCAGCUGUAACAGAACUUCUUGUUGCUCAAUUUAUGUGGUUGGAUUAUGAUAACCCUAACAAACCUAUAUACUUAUAUAUUAAUUCAUCUGGGACUCAGAAUGAGAAGAAUGAGACUGUUGGAUCAGAAACUGAGGCAUAUUCCAUAGCUGAUAUGAUGUCUUAUGUCAAAUCAGACGUCUAUACUGUGAAUUGUGGCAUGGCAUAUGGUCAAGCAGCAAUGCUUUUGUCGCUUGGAACAAAGGGUUAUCGUGCUGUGCAGCCAAAUUCAUCUAUGAAAUUAUAUCUCCCAAAAGUCAACAGAUCGAGUGGUGCUGUUAUAGAUAUGUGGAUUAAGGCAAAAGAGCUGGAUGCAAAUACCGAGUAUUACAUUGAGCUGUUGGCAAAAGGAACAGGGAAAUCAAAGGAAGAAAUUGCUAAGGAUGUCCAGAGGCCUAAAUAUCUUCAAGCCCAGGAAGCCAUAGACUACGGAAUUGCUGACAAAAUAAUUGAUUCGAGGGAUGUUACAUUUGAGAAGCGGGAUUAUGAUGGAAUGCUUGCUCAAUCAAGAGCUGCCAGGAGACAACCUGGUGGCAAUCCUCAAGUGGCUCCUUCAGGAUUUAGGUAAAUCACACAAAACAUGGGGCCACUUAUUCUGCUCUGCAUCCAACCCCUUUAAAGGGUUUUGGUUUAAGUUGGCUCCUAGUAUAAAGGUCAAGCAGCUAUCUUGUUCUUAUAUCAAGGCCAAAUGGAAAAUUUCUCCGGAUAGCGUAUAAAGUCUGUAUCAUGGCUCUUGGGUGAUGUGAUAUAUAAUUCUAUACUUGAAUUACCUAUGCUUAUCUUCGACAACUAAAGAAAAUGACCAGGGCUUAGGGAUAACUUUCUUGAGUUGUAUAUAUGGAACCAUUACCAAAGUGAUAGACUUGAUGGCUGCAUUCUCUACACCUUUGUAUGAUUAUUUCUUUUGAAGUGUGUCUAAAGCACCCUCCCGGCCCCUAUUUAUCCUUCGUGUUGGGGUCAGUAGACACUUUGCGAUGUUCAUUUCAUUUGGAAUCAGAUUGAAUUUUAUC
This is a messenger RNA of Gastrolobium bilobum, 1717 nucleotides long. RefSeq names its product ATP-dependent Clp protease proteolytic subunit-related protein 1, chloroplastic. Gene Ontology annotation, cellular component: endopeptidase Clp complex. Gene Ontology annotation, molecular function: serine-type endopeptidase activity; ATPase binding; ATP-dependent peptidase activity. The coding region runs from base 145 to 1275 and encodes 376 amino acids. The transcript has 9 exons. The record is from RefSeq and is a predicted model, not a curated record. NCBI's taxonomy places the organism in Eukaryota, Viridiplantae, Streptophyta, Magnoliopsida, Fabales, Fabaceae. Gene Ontology annotation, biological process: protein quality control for misfolded or incompletely synthesized proteins.